Molecule: messenger RNA, 664 nt
Organism: Prosopis cineraria
Lineage: Eukaryota; Viridiplantae; Streptophyta; Magnoliopsida; Fabales; Fabaceae
Product: NADH dehydrogenase [ubiquinone] iron-sulfur protein 5-B
Exons: 2
Coding region: 170-418 (82 amino acids)
Biological process (GO): mitochondrial respiratory chain complex I assembly
Source: RefSeq, a predicted model, not a curated record
CUAUCCACGAGCCUCGGUACAAACUCGCAUUUUGGCAAUCUCGUCUACACGUCAGCGGGUCUGAACUCUGAACUCCGAACCGCGAAUCACUUCGAUUAUCGUUCGGCCGUGGAAAUCAGUAAUCUACAGACUACAGCGAGAGCUGAUACUCUCUCAGAAGGAGACCGAGAUGGCAUCAGGAUGGGGAAUUACUGGGAACAAAGGUCGCUGCUAUGAUUUCUGGAUCGACUUCAGCGAGUGCAUGUCUCGCUGCCGAGAACCCAAGGACUGCGCUCUUCUCCGUGAAGACUACCUCGAGUGCCUCCACCAUUCUAAAGAGUUUCAACGAAGAAAUCGGAUUUACAAGGAGGAGCAGCGUAAACUACGAGCUGCUGCCCGGCAGGGUCAGGAGGGUGAAAGUGUGGGCGGACAUCACUAGUGCUAGUGAUUAAUGGCUGUUCUGACUUUCAGAAUAAGUUGUGAAAUUGUUAUUUUGAUCGAAUUGGCAUUCAUGCAUGUUAUAUGUGCUUUGUUUUUAACUUCCUCCAAUGUUGAUGGCCUAUUUUCUUUUAGCAAUAAUGCGAAAAAAUGACAGUGCUCUGCCGAGUGAAUGUGUAGUAGUUCAUCCCUUCAUGGGCGUUGUGAGCGACAGAGGAAUAGAAGCUUUUAUUAUUGCUAUUUUAAA